Molecule: messenger RNA, 4300 nt
Organism: Vitis riparia (riverbank grape)
Lineage: Eukaryota; Viridiplantae; Streptophyta; Magnoliopsida; Vitales; Vitaceae
Product: protein SUPPRESSOR OF PHYA-105 1-like
Exons: 8
Coding region: 173-3415 (1080 amino acids)
Biological process (GO): protein phosphorylation; photomorphogenesis
Molecular function (GO): protein kinase activity; ATP binding; protein binding
Source: RefSeq, a predicted model, not a curated record
AUCUUACUCCCUCCUGACAAGACUUUUUCACCGUUAUUGCUAUCACAUUGUGAGCACAGUGAUUCAAUUAUUUUCUCUAUUCUAUUAUGUUUGUUUUUUUGGAUUGCGAAGAUAUUUUCCAAUUUUCAGAUUGCAUGAUGUAUUAUGAUUGAAUGAGGCCUGUUCUUUUGGUAUGGAACAAGCUAGGGAGGAAAUGGAUGCAAAGAGUGUAGCAAGGGCUGCAGAACUGAAGAGAAAAGGUCUUGAUGCUCCAUUGAUGAAAUCAGAGGGUCACAAUAUGUUAGGAUCACCAAUGAAGUACGUAUCUAGUGGUGGUGAUUGGCCCAAAACCUUACCCCAUGUCUACACCAAUAUGUUGGGGGGUAGUGGUUUAAAUAGAAGUAUAACAUCCUUUGAUGGAUCUGAACCGGUGUGUACUAGUCCUUCCUCUAUGAAGGAUCCUGGACUUACAGUCGAAGAACUUACUGUGAGAAACUAUAAGACCACAAAUUUGUCUUCAGUUAGUAGUUCAAAUAGUAGAGAGGGAAUGCAUCCUAGGCAGAGUCAGUGGCAUCAUCUAUACCAGCUCGCAAGUGGGUCAAGAAAUAAGAUGACACCAAAUGUCAGGGAGGAUUUGACUGGAAUGACUUCUGAAAUUUGGGAUUUAAAACCUUUGUUGAGUAAGCAAACCAGAGAAAUUUCUGCUCAGUUUACUGGUAGUGACAACAAGAUCAUGUCAAGCAAUAAACUGCCUUUUGGGCAUGCACAAUCAAAGAUAUUAUCCGCGUCUAGCUCUCAUGAGGUUUAUGUGAAAAAAACCUUAAAGAGCAAAGGGAUUGUUUGUAAAGGUGCAGAAGCUCAUACCGGAUUUGACAUUUCAUUCAUGGGCCAGAAUACUGAAAAACAGGCUCCUGUUGCAUUGUUGAACUCAAGUGCUAGCAUGGGGGUUGUUUGUAGAAAUAUGGAAGCUUGCAGUGAAUCUGGUGUUUCAGCUAUGAACCAGAAUAAUGAAAAACCAGCUUGUGUUGCAUUGUUGAAUUCAAAUACAAACCAUGACCAGCAUUCUUCGCAUAGUGCUGAUAAGGCCAAUCAUGAAUCUUUUGAUGAAGGAAUCAGCUUGAGAGAUAGGCUGAAACCAGGAGGUAGUACAUUAAAUAAAGUUGAGAGCAUGCAUUUGUUUAAGCAGAUUGUGGAGUUAGUGGAUUUUGCCCAUUCUCGUGGAGUUGCUUUACGUGAUUUACACCCAGCCUGUUUCACUUUGUUGCCAUCAAAUAGGAUUAAAUACACUGGAUCAUCAGCUCAGAGAGAAUUAGACACUGUCGUAUGUCAGAAUAUGAAUAAGAAGAGGUCAUUACAACAGGAUAUGGUACCUUCCAGUAGUUUGGGUGCAAAGCAGCCAAAGCUAAGGGAUGAUGUGAACUCAUUAAAACACCAAUCUCAGUUAACCCUUAAUCAUGGUUUGAGAAGUGGAAGUGUGAGUGAUACUGAUAUUCUUAUUACUGGUCAAGAUUCUGAUUGUGCUGAACACAUGGUUGGAAAUGUUUCUGGCUACCAAAGUACUUCUAUUGCAACACAGCAGCAGUCAAUUUCUUUAAAUGUCCAUUUGCAAGACAAGUGGUAUGCUAGCCCAGAGGAGCUCAUUGAUGGGAUUUGCACAUGUUCCUCAAAUAUCUACAGUCUCGGGGUUCUUUUAUUUGAGCUGCUAUGCUCUUUUGAAUCAUCAGAGAUGCUCUUCGCAGCAAUGAUGGAAUUGCGCCAACGUAUUCUUCCUCCAAAUUUUCUUUCAGUAAAUCCAAAGGAAGCUGGCUUUUGUCUUUGGUUACUUCACCCUGAGCCUUCAUCGCGUCCAACCACAAGGGAAAUCCUGCAGUCUGACUUAAUUUGUGGAGGAUCUCAAGAAUUGUAUUCAAGAGAUGAGUUUCCAUUAUCUGCUGAUGAUGAUGAUGAUACUGAGUCGGAGUUAUUACUUUACUUUCUUACUUCAAUGAAAGAACAAAAGGAGAACCAUGCCUCCAAGUUGGUGCAAGAUAUAGCAUGCCUAGAAGCAGAUCUUAAGGAGGUUGAGACAAGGAAUUUAUUCAGGACGUCCUCCACUGUUUCUUGUACACAUACUGACUUUCCCCAUGGAAGAGGAAAACAGGGCCUCUGUCCUGAAGAUCCUCUGAAUUCCAGUGUUCAUUAUAAAUCCAUCCCAGGCUCAAAUGUAAAUGAGGCAAUAUUGAUGAAAAAUAUCAGGCAGCUUGAGAGUGCAUAUUUCUCACUAAGAUCCAAAAUUGGGCUUUCGGAAACUAAUGUGGCAGAACGCCCAGAUAAGGAUUUGCUGAAGAACCGUGAUAAGUUGACUCAAGUGCAAAAUGAGAAUGAGGAGUUGAGCAUGAAUCAGAAGCCUAAGGAUCGGAUUGGAGCUUUUUUUGAAGGUUUAUGUAAGUUUGCUCGCUAUGGUAAGUUUGAAGUGCGUGGGACAUUGAGAAAUGGAGAUCUCCUCAACUCCGCAAAUGUAACUUGUUCUUUGAGUUUUGACCGUGACCAGGACUACAUUGCAGCAGCUGGUGUGUCAAAGAAAAUCAAGAUUUUUGAGUUUGAUGCACUAUUGAAUGACUCUGUUGAUAUUCAUUAUCCUGUGGUUGAGAUGUCAAACAAAUCUAAGCUUAGCUGUGUUUGCUGGAACAACUACAUCAAGAACUAUUUGGCUUCGACUGAUUAUGAUGGCAUGGUUCAGAUGUGGGAUGCAAGCACUGGUGAAGGAUUUUCCCAGUACACAGAACACCAAAAAAGGGCUUGGUCUGUAGACUUUUCUCCAGUUGACCCAACAAAGUUUGCCAGUGGAAGUGAUGAUUGUUCUGUGAAACUUUGGCAUAUUAAUGAGAGAAAUUCUACCAGCACUAUCUGGAACCCUGCUAAUGUGUGCUGUGUUCAGUUCUCUGCUUACUCUACUCAUCUGCUGGUUUUUGGAUCUGCCGAUUACAAGAUUUAUGGCUAUGAUCUUCGGCACACUAGAAUCCCUUGGUGCGUUUUAGCUGGCCACCAGAAAGCUGUCAGCUAUGUGAAAUUUGUAGAUUCAGAAACUCUUGUUUCUGCAUCCACGGACAACACUCUAAAGCUUUGGGAUCUCAACAAAACCAACUUAGAUGGGUUAUCCUCCAAUGCUUGCACCUUAACCUUUACUGGUCAUACUAAUGAGAAGAAUUUUGUGGGUUUAUCUGUUUUGGACGGAUACAUAGCAUGCGGUUCAGAAACUAAUGAGGUCUAUACUUAUCAUAGAUCUCUACCAAUGCCUGUCACUUCUCACAAAUUUGGAUCCAUUGAUCCUAUUACUGAGCAUGAGAUUGUUGAUGAUAACGGACAGUUUGUUUCAAGUGUCUGUUGGAGACAGAAGUCGAACAUGGUCGUUGCUGCAAACUCAAGUGGAAGGAUAAAAUUAUUGCAGCUGGUGUGAAAUAAAGCUCAAUCUGUCUUUAUUCAUCCUGAACCAGAUUUUAUUCCUUGCAAGUUUCUUCACCAAUUGGCUGUCGCAAAGAUUUACCUUUAUGUCUUCUUAGGGUGGACAAUGACCGACUACAGGAAUUUGACAGAUUGAAGACAAAGAAGGGGAACUGAGUUCACAUGGAGCCCUCAGUUGCAUAUUGUGUCAGUUUGUGUGGGGUUUAUGGCUUUCAAAAAGCUAAUAAAAUCAAUUGAAUUUUCUGACUCAAGCAGUCGCACCCUGUGAAUCUCUGGGCUGAUGCUAAUCCAGCAAAAAUGGAUUGAUUCAUUUCAGUUCCCCAUGUUACAUUUGUUCAACUGAGAAAAAUCGGAACUGGCAAGAAUUUGGCUACAUGUGUGCAUGACUGAGAAUAACCAAGGCAGCAUGGUUGCCAAAAUCAUGUUUGUCACUGAGGCAUGGUCACAGCCCUUCUCGACAAGUUCACCACCAAACCAGGCUGAUACUAGAUGUAAGAUGGAUGAGCUGGUAGUAAUGAUAGCUACUUAAGGAGUGCCUAUCCUCUACAAAUUACAUCAAUAAAUUGAUAAAAGAAGAACUAUCAUAGUACUUUGCAAUCCAUUUUAAGGAGUGCAGCUACUUCUGUGAUUGCUCCUCAGAACUGGACAUCAGUGGGUCCAAGGUAUGCAUACUUCACAGCUUCUGGAGUAUUUCUUCUUUGUGCUACAGAUAAAAUUUGUUAAAUCUUCAAUCAGUUCAAUUAAGCUCGUCAUUGAGUUGUAUGUAUACAAUUAUUCUUGAAUAAUUACACAAAUGUACAUCAGGUGUAACUUUACUGACUUUUGGCAUGACAUGAAUGAAAUGUUUGUUGUUUCUUGAAAAAAAAAAAAGUAAUUAGUA